CUUCAAGCACCAGGCCCGCCUCGUUGUUCAACUUCACGACUUUUCUUACGACUAUUUUUGCGGACCCGGAGACCGAUGGGAGAAACUUGUCAUGCGGAAACCUCUCCUAGCUCUCCGCCGUUACUCAAGGACGGCAAUCUCGUUUUCCAGGCCCAUCAUGUCGGGUGGAUUAUCGCCAGUUUCUUCACCAUCGUCGCCAUUAUAACGUCCUUCUGGCUCGUCAACAAGCAUCUGCAAUGGUAUACGAAUAAACGCGAACAACGAUAUAUAAUCCGGCUCCUGUUCAUGGUUCCAAUCUACGCGGUCAUUAGUCUUGCGUCUUAUUUCUUCUGGAAUCACGCCACCCCAUUACUUCUCGUCCGGGAUGCCUACGAGUCCACUGUUCUGACAGCCUUUUUCUACCUGCUUCUAACCUAUCUUUCGCCAAAUCCCGACGAGCAACGAGAAAUCUUCCGCAAAGUUGGUUUAUCCCGUGAAGUUGAUGCAGAGCGUGUCGCUCGAGGUGAAGAGCCCACCAAGUGGAUGUUUCCUUUUGGCUUUGUCAAGUAUAAGCCCGCGGAUGGUCUGUACUUCCUUCAGCUGAUGAAGUGGGGUGUGCUUCAAUAUUGUGUGAUCCGGCCUCUAACUACGUUGGCCGCCGUCAUUCUGAACUAUCUCGGAUGGUACUGCGAGGGCUCGUUUAAUCCAAAAUGGGGCUAUGUUUAUAUCAUUGCUCUCGUGUCCCUGUCGGUUUCCAUCGCCAUGUACUGUCUGCUCCAGCUGUACUUUCCCGUUUCCCAGUUUCUAGCACCCCAGAAGCCCAUCCUCAAGCUGUUCGCCAUCAAAGCCGUCGUGUUCCUUACUUUCUGGCAGAGCACCUUCUUGUCCGUACUGGCCAUGCUAGGGGUCAUCAAAGAUACCACCUAUAUGACAAGUGAGGACAUCAACAUCGGUAUUGGUGCUCUUUUGGAAACAUUUGAGAUGAUGCUGUUUGCUUUCCUGCAUAUCAAGGCAUUCUCGUAUAAGCCAUAUAGGCCGUUCCACGACCCGAAGUCCAAAUUACCACCUCCCACACCAACACCACGACUCCGUUCUCUUGGCCAUGCUUUAGAUUUCCGCGAGACAUUUAGGGAAAUACGCAUAGGAUGGGUGUAUAUCAUCGACAAAAUAAGGGGCCGUGAGCCGACUCCGGACAGAGGGGCACGUCGAUUUGGUCACUACGAGAGCGCUUUUGGCCGGCCUCGUCCAUCAAACUUGCCCACAAGCAAAGCUAUGGACGACAAAGCUGAGCAGCGUGAUUUGGAGAAAGGCCUUCUCUCACCACGCGCUCUGGCUGCCAACGACAUCCCAUGGCUUAAGCUUCCCGGUGAUGAGCGGCGGGAGAAGAGUGAAGACUUGGAAAUCCAAAUCGAGCGAGAACUUGAACGUCGUGGUUACGGAUCACAUAUUCCUGGUCGCGGACACAUUGGGCAGGUUCCUGAGACCCGCCGAACUCCGAGCCACAAACCGCAGCGCUCGUGGUGGCGCAGCGUGUAUAGCCGUGUGUCUCAGUCUGCUGCUGAAGCCGAAGACGAGGAGCGCCUCACUUCUAAGCCUCCCAAGAGGAAAAAGACGCAAUCUCGGCAUCGGUCUCGUGACAUGGAUGCAGAUUAUGGAUUUUUGACUCAACACGACAUGACCUUCGAUGACCCUCCUCCACCCUCGAUAUUUGCUGCCCGAAAUCAUUGCCGUAUCCCAGGAGAGGAUCAACUCGACAUUGUUGCUCCGCUUUCGGUCUUCGAUGAACAUCGCAGCUCGCGGCAAAACCGACCAUCUCACAAGAUGCGACAUUCAACCCGUCUAACUUCGCCGCCCGUCGCGCCGCAAUCUUCCUACUAUACCACCCCAGCUCCACCGAUGCCGCAAUCUCCCAUUGACGGAGAAAGUCUUUUCGGCCGCAUAUUCCCGCCCAGUACAAACCCUCCAUCGUCCGCUGGCCAUGGUCCUCUUAGCGACACCGAGUUGCCUUCAGUUUCUACUCAUGGCGUUGCACCGUCAAGAGCAACACCCCCUGGUCGUCUGAUUCCCGCUACUCCCCAGAUCGUCGGUCAAUCUGCUUCCGGACCUAGCCGCUCCAGAGCAUUCGUCACGCCACAACCGCAGAGGGCUGUUACUGCACGAUCUGUUGAAGCUUUUCCUUCGAGCGGAGAACAUUGGACUUCUAUGCAAUCCAUCGACAAGGCCCCAGCUUUGACGCUCAACACCCAGCCUGAUGGCCUGCUUUUCUCGCCACUUUCUGCUGACAUAGGGGCUCACGAGUUCGGCGAAAAGAUGAAUCGUCGUUCUGGAAACUUAGGGCGCCAGUCUGCUCAAAUCUACUCCCCCGAGUCGCCAUCUCGUGCCAAGCGACGUCAAUCAGUCGACAUCAGCGGUGUUCCGCAACUCCCUCAGAGUAGUUAUAGUCCACCACACACGGAUCGCGGCCGAACGAGCUACCGGAAACCACAACACAGUCAUAACAAUUAUGAGGAAGAGCUACGCCAUUCCGGAUAUAAUGACAACAACAUGCGGAGCGAUAUGACCCAACCCUCGCAUUCUGGGACCCGCCAUACUCAGAAAUACCCCACUGUGAUGCCCUCGAAACUCGUUAUGCCGCCCAGCCUUGCAGCGCCUGGCCUCCCCAUGCGGCAGAUCUCGAAUCCCCAAUCAUAUCCUCGCUAUGGCUCGCCUGGCGCAGGCUCUUCAACGCCCUCGGUCAAUAGGACCCCCCCGAAUUACCACCCUUACGACAAACGCACGACACGACCAUGA
This is a messenger RNA of Mycena indigotica, 2769 nucleotides long. RefSeq lists its product as uncharacterized. Gene Ontology annotation, molecular function: transporter activity. The coding region runs from base 76 to 2769 and encodes 897 amino acids. The transcript is spliced from 13 exons. NCBI's taxonomy places the organism in Eukaryota, Fungi, Basidiomycota, Agaricomycetes, Agaricales, Mycenaceae. The record is from RefSeq and is a predicted model, not a curated record. Gene Ontology annotation, biological process: transport.